Fusarium musae is the source of this 273-nucleotide messenger RNA. RefSeq lists its product as uncharacterized. The record is from RefSeq and is a predicted model, not a curated record. Bases 1 to 273 code for a protein of 90 amino acids. Lineage: Eukaryota; Fungi; Ascomycota; Sordariomycetes; Hypocreales; Nectriaceae. The transcript has 2 exons.
AUGAGCAACCAGGAGACCAGGCCACCAUGCCCCCCUUUCACCCUCGAAACGGCACAAAUCAAGGUCAAGGCUGCGCAAGACGGAUGGAACAGCCAAGAUCCUGCAAAGGUUAAAUUGGCGUACACGCCCGACUCCAUCUGGCGUAACCGUGACCACUUCCUGCAGGGCCGCGAUGCAAUCCAAGAAUUCCUGACAAAGAAGUGGGAGAAGGAGUCUAACUAUAAGCUCCGAAAAGAGCUCUUUGCUUUCACUGAUGACAAGGCAAGUUUAUGA